Molecule: messenger RNA, 2351 nt
Organism: Dendronephthya gigantea
Lineage: Eukaryota; Metazoa; Cnidaria; Anthozoa; Malacalcyonacea; Nephtheidae
Product: programmed cell death protein 6-like
Exons: 7
Coding region: 121-645 (174 amino acids)
Molecular function (GO): calcium ion binding
Source: RefSeq, a predicted model, not a curated record
UUUCUUCGACUUCCGGUUUCAACGGGUAAGGGAAAAAUACAGAUACGAAAUUUGAUUAGAGAGGAAAUUGUGUACAAAGCAUAUUGCAGCAUAAAUACAGAGUAACAGAACCUAGGAAAAAUGCCCCCAGUUGAUAGACAUUUCUUAUGGAACAUAUUCCACAGGAUCGACAAAGACAAAAAUGGAUCGAUUAGUGGUGAUGAAUUGCAACAGGCGUUAGCAAACGGUUCAUGGACUCCAUUUAACCCAGAGACGAUUCGACUUAUGAUGGGUAUGUUUGAUACUGAUGGGAAUGGUGUGAUUGAUUUUAAUGAGUUUGCAGCACUGUGGCAAUAUGUUUGUGAUUGGCAAGAAACUUUUAGAAGUUUUGAUUUGGAUAACUCAGGGACAAUUGACAGAAAUGAAUUAAAAUCAGCACUGAAAAACUUUGGAUUUAACCUUUCAGAGAGGUUUUAUGACAUUUUGAUACUAAAAUUUGACCGCACUGGACGUGGAGAUGUUCGCUUUGAUGAUUUUAUCCAGUGCUGUGUUGUCCUACAGACGUUGACAAAUGCUUUCAAACAAUAUGAUCACAAUUUAAACGGUUGGAUAACUGUAAGCUACGAACAAUUUCUUACAAUGGUAUUCAGCUGCAAGACAAAGUGAUGUUACUUAUUAAUAUGUUAUAGUCUGCCUACGUAGUCAUAUAUAAAAGCUCAUUAAUUUUUCCCACAUUCGGCGACAAAAAUCGUAGCGUUUACGCCGGCUGCUGGCUUCCUUUUAUUAAUUUGUCCUCAUUUGAUAGAUGUCCUCCUCAAAGGCCUGUUUACACUACACGGUUAUGCCGUUAUGGUUACAAAUGUAUCAAAACUAACCAUAUCAGGGGGAGUUUUACCCAAAAAGUAUGAUGGUAUGAUUCCUUUAAAGCUAAGCAAAUGGAAAAGUUCAGGGGUCAGAGAUACUUUAAAACAACUUAAACUGAUGUCGUGCAUGACCAUGUGAAUCCGGUAUAGUGUAAACGUGGUCUAUAAAAAGCUAGUAGAUAUACUUCGAGAUUUUCGGCUGCCUAUAGCUAAUUGCCCUACUUGACAAGGGUACUUAGAUCGGUGCAUGAUCCAUAGUUCGAAGUUAUCAGAUCAGUGCAUUAGCCAUUUCCAAUGGUGUGCUGUUUCUUUCCAAUAUUAUGUAGACCCAAAAUUCUAGUCUUUCCCAGACUAAAUACUAAAGAGUCCGGGGCUGGUUGUAUAAAACUCUUUUACUACAUUUUGCAUAGUUAAAUCCUACAGUUAACUCAGAAAUCUGAUUGCCAAUUCCUUCCUUAACUAAAGUUAACUGUCUAGUCUUUUAUACAACUAGCCCCUGAACUAGCUAUAACAUUGGUAUACUUAUCUGCGAAGUUCGUCUAUUUGACGGGUAAGUUGUUUGCAUGUGUGUUAGCCAGCGUUAACUCUGAAUAUACAGAGACGAAUUAUCGGACAAGAUAUUUCUAAAAAUCGACGUAUGCAUGUUUGAUGCAUUGCGCUGCUGAUCUUGUUGUUUUAGGCGGCGUUGCGCGCUCGUUCUUAAAAACGCAAAAUAAUGUUGUAAAAUAAAAUUAGCAAUGCAUGUGGUUCGUAGCGAUAUUAGUAGAUACUGUAUGUUAAUAGGUUAAUAAUAUUGUAGAUAAUCAUAGAGCUUAGUAUUUUUGCGCAAUUGGGUGCAGAACAGCGGUAGUUUCAUGUUGAUCGUACGUAGUGAGUAGGUGGAUGGAUAAAGAAAAUAUAUGCUUGCAUGUAAAUGAAUUAAAAAAGCAUUACCGAAUUCUUUACUCUGAAUAAAACGGCUUUAUUCCAAUAUUUUGUUGCCAUUUCUUUUCGUGGAAAUUCGCAAGAAUGCAUCUGGUGUGCAAUGCAACUCUGCCUUUAAGGGGCAGCCGUUUUGAAACGCAACGCAUUUACCACCUCGUAGCAAAUAAUACCUCAGAUUUUUGCUGGCUGAAAACCAAUCAAAUCACCGAAAAUAAUACUUGUCAUAAAGCAACAUUAUACUAUAUAGGGCUGUUAUGUGUUACACAAAUGGGUUACACGUAGGUACACGUAUAAGUUUAAUCAUGAACGUAUAAGGUCUUGCUUAAAAAGUGGUAUAGGUUUGACUCUUAUUAAAAUGAGAUGCUGAUCAGACUUCUGAAUCAGAAGCUUUUGCUAAAUGUAACAUUCUUCUUUUGCCAAUUAAAGUCGUUAAAGGCGGUUGAAUAUCGCGAGAAAUACCCUUUCAUUUCUGUUGGUAGCCAAUUGAUGAAAAAAGUACAUUUGUCUGAUGCAAUCAUGUUUCUUUACGCUCUGAUUUGAAGGUAAUAAAAAAAAUUCAGUUUUCUACUGACUUCUAGUUAUUUU